Molecule: messenger RNA, 1726 nt
Organism: Lates calcarifer (barramundi perch)
Lineage: Eukaryota; Metazoa; Chordata; Actinopteri; Centropomidae
Gene: arr3a
Product: arrestin 3a, retinal (X-arrestin)
Exons: 18
Coding region: 102-1169 (355 amino acids)
Biological process (GO): G protein-coupled receptor internalization; signal transduction; visual perception
Molecular function (GO): G protein-coupled receptor binding
Source: RefSeq, a predicted model, not a curated record
GGGAGAUCAACUGUUGUAGACCGCACUCUCAACUUACCCUGACACAAUCUACCAAGAUCCCAGACAACUGAGGAGAGACCACUUCCAAAGAUCUUACAGAGAUGGCAAAGGUUUUCAAGAAGACCAGUGGAAACGGAGGGCUGACGCUCUACCUGGGGAAGAGAGACUACGUGGACCAUGUGUCCUCAGUGGACAAAGUUGAUGGUGUUGUAAAGCUGGACCCAGCAGAUUUUGGAGACAGAAAAGUGUUUGUGCAGCUGGCAUGUGCCUUCCGCUAUGGUAGUGACGACCUGGAUGUGAUGGGCCUGUGCUUCAGGAAGGACAUCUGGAUCCAGCAUGUCCAGAUCUACCCUGAGAACCACAAGCCCACUCUGAGCGCCAUGCACGAGACCCUGCUGAAGAAGGCUGGGGACAACGCUCACCCUUUCACUUUUGAGAUUCCCAACAACCUGCCAUGCUCAGUCUCUCUGCAGCCUGGCCCUGAUGACAAGGGGAAGGCUUGUGGUGUCGACUUUGAGGUCAAAACCUACCUUGCCAAGGAAAAGAGCAACCCUGAUGAGAAGAUUGAGAAGAAGGACACUGCUCGCCUCGUCAUUCGUAAAAUCCAGUACGCUCCCUCUCAGGUGGGCGCCGGGCCCAAGGCUGAAAUCUGCAAGAGCUUCAUGAUGUCUGACAAGCCUGUUCAUCUAGAGGCUUCAAUGGAGAAAGAUCUCUACUUCCAUGGUGAAGCAAUCCCAAUCAAAAUCAAAAUCAAAAAUGAGAGCAACAAAACAGUCAAGAAAAUCAAGAUCACUGUGGACCAGACCACAGACAUUGUCCUCUACUCAGCAGACAAAUACACCAAGACUGUUUUUAACCAGGAGUUUGGAGAGACAGUGGAUUCCAACAGCACCUACGAAAACACUGUGUCCAUCACCCCCCUGCUGUCUGAAAACAAGGAGAAACGAGGCCUGGCGCUGGAUGGACGGCUGAAGGACGAGGACACUAACUUGGCCUCCACCACCAUGCUGCGGCAGGGUGUCGAGAAAGAGGUGUUGGGAAUCCUGGUUUCCUACAAGAUUAAAAUUAACCUCAUGGUGGCAGGAGGAGGCCUGCUGGGUGGCCUCACUGCCAGUGAUGUCACAGUGGAGCUGCCAGUCAUGCUCAUGCACCCCAAGCCUGAAGAGUAAAGACUGCACAUCAGUUGUUGUGAAAGAAAACUUCCCUAUAGAAAAGAGAGGAUGUUACCGUGGAAGUUGAAAAGAAACCCACAUUAAGAGAGGAAGAAAACAAGGGGAAAUGACACAAACAAAGAAGAAGAAGAAGAAGGUGUCUGUCCUAAUGAAAUCAAAUAACUAUAAGUGAGCAACUGAAGAGAACGAACACACCAAGGAUAAUCACACAGAUGUAACAUCAGCCCCCUCACAGAUGUUUUUGUGGUUUAAUUGCUGUCUUUUAGCUAUAGACAAAGUAACUGAAUUGCAAAAUAGUAUCCAGCAUUUAGCAACCAAACACUUCUGUUGAAACACACACAUACAUGUGCAGAGUAAAAGUCUAUGAGUGGGGGAAGGUUAGGAAACGAGUUUGAAGCCCAUAAAAGCCAGAGUGCUUUGAAUUAAGGUGAUACACCGGUCUAUUGUUUUUUUCUUUCUGUGAAAUGUAACAGUUUCUGUUUUUGACUGGCUAAGGCAAAUAACCCAAAAUACAAUAAAACAAUACAUUGAAUAAAAUACUUCUAAAAACAGAA